This is a messenger RNA of Balaenoptera musculus (blue whale), 1021 nucleotides long. RefSeq names its product major histocompatibility complex class I-related gene protein. The record is from RefSeq and is a predicted model, not a curated record. Lineage: Eukaryota; Metazoa; Chordata; Mammalia; Artiodactyla; Balaenopteridae. The transcript is spliced from 3 exons. Gene Ontology annotation, cellular component: external side of plasma membrane. Gene Ontology annotation, biological process: immune response.
UAGAGUACAGGUUCUUGAAAGAUCAGCAGGGACCUGUCGGUGUUUUGGUUAAAAGAAUCGGGAAGAGAAGGAUUUUAGAGGGGCCGAUGGUGCUCCUGUUGCCCCUCAUCACUGUAUUAGCAGUGAUGCACAGUGACGCUCGGACUCACUCUCUGAGAUAUUUUCACCUGGGUGUCUCAGAUCCCGGCUAUGGGAUCCCUGAAUUUAUUUCAGUUGGGUAUGUGGAUUCUCAUCCCAUCACCACGUAUGACAGUGUCUCUCGGUAGAAGGAGCCACAGGCCCCGUGGAUGGCGGAGAACCUGGCGUCUGAUCACUGGGAGAGGUACGCGCAGCUGCUGCGGGGCUGGCGGCAGACGUCCAAGCUGGAAUUGAAGCGGCAGCAGCGUCACUACAAUCACUCAGGUGGCCACACUUACCAGAGAAUGAUUGGCUGUGAGUUACUGGAGGAUGGAAACACCACAGGGUUUCUCCAAUAUGCAUAUGACGGACAGGAUUUCAUUAUCUUCAAUAAAGAUACCCUCUCCUGGAUGGCUAUGGAUAAUGUGGUUCACAUCACCAAGUGGGCAUGGGAGGCCGGUCGGCAUGAGCUACAAUAUCAAAAGAAUUGUCUGGAAGAAGAAUGUAUUGCCUGGUUAAAGAGAUUUCUGGAGUAUGGGAAAGGUACCUUACAAAGGACAGGUAAAGAGGAGGGAGAACACCUUGUCCUCAUAUCCUCAGAACCCAUGGUUUUAUAGGUAACUUCCUCUCAUCUAAGUUACAGCGACCCUAUUCUGAAAUCCAUUUUGUUACUAUCAUGUUCUGUAACUCUCCAUGAAAACUUUCCCUGGUUACUUUUUAUCAGCAUUUUGACAACAUUCCACAGUUCUUGUCUUGACAGAGUGGAGUACCUCCAGGGACACUUCCUUUUGGGGGGGAUCCAGUGAGACAAAUCCUUCCAUCUCCUGUCAAUGAUAAGUUGGGAAAUACUUUGGGAGGGGAUGCAAUUCUUCAAGUUGUGUAGUAACCAAGGGCUCACACAACA